AUGAGUUCCUUGCGAUUCCUUGACCUCGUCAAGCCCUUUGUCCCGUUCCUCCCCGAGGUUCAGCAGCCAGAGACAAAGGUCCCCUUCAACCAGAAGAUGAUGUGGACUGCCUUGACUCUGCUCAUCUUCUUGGUCAUGAGCCAGAUGCCCCUUUACGGCAUUGUCUCCUCCGACAACUCCGAUCCUCUAUACUGGCUGCGUAUGGUCAUUGCGAGUAACAGAGGUACUCUCAUGGAACUUGGUAUUACACCCAUCAUCUCCUCCGGCAUGGUCUUCCAGCUCUUGGCUGGUACUCACAUGAUUGAUGUCAACCUCGACCUCAAGUCCGACCGCGAGCUCUACCAGACUGCCCAGAAGCUUUUCGCCUUCAUUCUCUCUGCCGGUACCGCCACUGUCUACGUUUUCACUGGUCUCUACGGUCCCCCCGCCGACCUCGGUGCUGGCAUCGUCUUCCUCCUUAUUCUCCAGCUCGUCGUCGCUGGCAUGAUUGUCAUUCUUUUGGAUGAGUUGCUCCAGAAGGGUUACGGCCUUGGUAGCGGUAUCUCUCUCUUCAUUGCCACCAACAUCUGCGAGUCCAUCAUGUGGAAGGCUUUCUCUCCCACUACCAUCAACACCGGCCGUGGUCCCGAAUUCGAAGGUGCUGUCAUCGCCCUCUUCCACCUCCUCCUCACCUGGCCCAACAAGUCGCGUGCCCUUCAGGAGGCUUUCUACCGCCAGAACCUUCCCAACAUCAUGAACCUUCUCGCCACCAUCCUUGUCUUCGUCGCCGUCAUCUACCUCCAAGGUUUCCGUGUCGAGAUCCCCGUCAAGUCCUCGCGCCAGCGUGGUGCCCGUGGUUCAUACCCCGUUCGUCUCUUCUAUACCUCCAACAUGCCCAUCAUGUUGCAGUCUGCUCUUUCCUCCAACGUCUUCCUCAUCAGCCAGAUGCUGUACUCUCGCUUCUCUGAGAACCUCCUUGUCCGCCUCUUCGGUGUCUGGGAAGCUAAGGAUGGCUCAUCCCAGCUUCAUGCCAUCUCUGGUCUCGUGUACUACAUGUCCCCUCCCCUGAACUUCCGUGAGGCCCUUCUCGACCCUAUCCACACUGUUGCAUACAUUGUGUACAUGCUUGGUGCCUGCGCUCUGUUCUCCAAGACCUGGAUUGAGGUUUCCGGAUCCAGCCCCCGCGAUGUUGCCAAGCAGCUCAAGGACCAGGGCCUCGUUAUGGCUGGCCACAGAGACCAGUCCAUGUACAAGGAGCUCAAGCGCAUUAUCCCUACUGCCGCCGCUUUCGGUGGUGCUUGCAUUGGUGCCCUUUCCGUCUUCAGUGACCUUAUGGGUGCCCUCGGCUCCGGUACUGGUACGCUUUUGGCUGUCACUAUUAUCUACGGAUACUUCGAGAUUGCUGCCAAGGAAGGUGACCUCUCUGGCAUGAAGGGAAUGGUCAUGGGUUAA
This is a messenger RNA of [Torrubiella] hemipterigena, 1431 nucleotides long. The record is from the annotation of a GenBank genome assembly. Lineage: Eukaryota; Fungi; Ascomycota; Sordariomycetes; Hypocreales; Clavicipitaceae.